AUGACUUUUAUUCAUCGUGCGGCGACUCGGCUUUUAAGACAAAAGCCAGUACUCAAUAGUAUCCCUUUUAGAAAUUUAUAUAGAACCGGCGGUUUAAAAGCCAGUAGUUUCAUAGGCCGUACAUUUGCUACUGAAACGAAGGGUGAAAAUUUUGGUGUAGUCCAGGCUGUCAUUGGUGCAGUAGUUGAUGUUCAAUUUGAUGAAAAAAGUUUACCACCUAUUUUAAAUUCUUUGGAAGUUCAAAGAGAUGGUGGUCGCCUUGUACUUGAGGUUGCUCAACAUUUAGGACAAAAUGUUGUGCGGACUAUAGCUAUGGACGGAACAGAAGGUCUUGUUCGUGGCCAAAAAGUAGUGGACACCGGGUCUCCAAUUAGAAUUCCAGUCGGUCCAGAGUGUUUGGGUCGUAUUCUUAAUGUUAUUGGAGAACCAAUUGACGAGCGUGGACCUGUCAAAACGAAAAAAACAGCGCCUAUUCAUGCAGAGGCACCGGCAUUUGUUGAUCAAUCGACAGUUCCAGAAGUUCUGGAAACUGGUAUCAAAGUUGUUGACUUGUUAGCACCUUACGCUAGGGGUGGUAAAAUUGGCCUUUUCGGUGGAGCAGGUGUCGGAAAAACCGUCUUAAUUCAAGAACUUAUAAAUAACAUUGCCAAAGCUCAUGGUGGUUAUUCUGUUUUUACUGGAGUCGGAGAGCGAACUCGUGAAGGGAAUGACUUGUAUCAUGAAAUGAUACAAACCGGUGUAAUAAAACUUGACGGCGAAUCUAAGGCAGCACUUGUUUUCGGUCAAAUGAAUGAACCCCCUGGUGCACGUGCACGUGUUGCAUUGACCGGACUUACCCUUGCUGAAUACUUCCGAGACGACGAAGGCCAAGAUGUCUUACUCUUCAUUGAUAACAUCUUCCGCUUCACUCAAGCUGGUUCUGAAGUGUCUGCUUUGUUAGGUCGUAUUCCUUCCGCUGAAAGAAUUACAACAACCAAGAAAGGUUCUAUAACUUCAGUUCAAGCCGUGUACGUCCCAGCAGAUGACUUGACAGAUCCCGCACCUGCCACAACUUUCAGUCAUUUGGAUGCUACAACUGUCUUAUCCCGUUCAAUUGCCGAGCUCGGUAUUUACCCAGCAGUAGACCCACUUGACUCAAAAUCUCGUUUGUUAGAUCCUAGGGUCGUCGGUGAAGAGCAUUAUCGAGUCGCUACAGAUGUUCAAAAGACUCUCCAAGACUAUAAAUCUUUACAAGAUAUUAUCGCCAUUUUGGGUAUGGACGAAUUAUCAGAGGAAGAUAAACAAACUGUCGAACGUGCGAGAAAAAUUCAAAGAUUUUUGAGUCAACCAUUUGCUGUUGCCCAAGUCUUUACUGGAUUCGAAGGUCGUUUAGUUAAGCUAAAGGAUACAAUCCGUUCAUUUAAAGAAAUUCUUGAAGGCAAAUGUGAUGAUCUACCAGAAGCAGCUUUUUAUAUGGUUGGCGAUAUUGAUGAUGUCAGAAGGAAGGCCGAAGAUAUUGCAAGAGAAAUGCAAUCCAAUGAAUGA
Molecule: messenger RNA, 1524 nt
Organism: Cetraspora pellucida
Lineage: Eukaryota; Fungi; Glomeromycota; Glomeromycetes; Diversisporales; Gigasporaceae
Source: the annotation of a GenBank genome assembly